This is a messenger RNA of Durusdinium trenchii, 1557 nucleotides long. The record is from the annotation of a GenBank genome assembly. NCBI's taxonomy places the organism in Eukaryota, Dinophyceae, Suessiales, Symbiodiniaceae.
AUGACGUGCUCCGUCGCCAUGGCGGACUCUGACGUGCCACCCACCAGCUGUGCCCGUGUGGGCAGCUCUUCCAUGGGGCGCAGGCCGGCCCCUGGGCGGCGUGGCUGGCCACUUCUUCUGGCGCCGUUGCUGGUGCUGCAGGGCUGCGAUAUGGUGGGGCAGAUCGAAUCCACUGUGGAGGCAGCUACCACGGGGGCCGGUAUGCAGGCAGCCUCCUCCGCAAGCAGCGCGCCGAGCGGCGUUCCGAGUGCCGCAAGCAACGCACCGGAGGCCUCGGUUUCCAAGACGAGUCUGAGACUGAGCGAGCAGGGGAUCCCGCUCUCCGUGGGCAGCUGGUUUGGUGGUCCACGCCUGGUCGUGGAGGUCGCCCCCGCCGGAAGCGGCGGAUGGCUGCCGAAGCAGAGGCUGGUUUUAGAUUCUGGAUCAUCCACUUUGGCCUUUUGUGAUAGCCAGUUCAGCCAGCAAGCACAGUACCAAUCCUCAGAUUUUAUCUCGUGCAACCUCUACAAUCCUGGUGGCGACUUCACAGGUUACUGGGGGCCCUUCGUGAAAGGUGCCGUGAAGGUGGGCAACUUCACGAUCCCCAAGGCAGCUUAUAGCAUCAUGCAGCAGGAGAAAAGCAUGCCAUGCACCGAUGGCCUCGACGGCAUCUUCGGCAUCGCCUUCAGGCAGCUGGAUCGGGCCUUCCGUGCCUCCGACGAGUAUGAGAUGGAGCUCUCUCCCGAGGGAAAGUUCACUUGUCCGAACCAGCCUGCCGGUGUCGUCCCGCCCCCCCUGGUGCAACACUUGAGGAGCACGGAGUCUGCGAAGAUUGGUCUCUAUUGGUCUGGACAGCAAGGAGAGGCGCAAGGGCGCCUCUAUCUCGGCCAAUCGGCGGUGGAGAACGAACACUACGCACUGGCGGAUCCUCUGCCCGCGGCCCACCUAGGUGAAUUGGGUUGGUAUGACAUUUCGGUCCAGUCGAUCACAGUGGGAGAGCAAGAACUGGAAGGCUUGAAUUGCGACCCCGUGCACGGCGAGACGUGCAUCUUGGACACCGGAACCCCUGCCAUCGUCUUGCCACCAGAGGCCUAUGAGCUCCUGGAAAGCUCCUCUGGCAGUCUCAGCUUCCAACUGGCAGGCCCUAAUGGUCCAACGACGUUGAGCUUCGACUUGCAACAGCUGAGCAACAUGGGCGCCAUCAGCAAGGGCAACAAAGGCGAUGGUCUGAUCUUGGGCCUUCCACUUUGGGCUUUCUACUACACCGUCUUUGACCUGGACGCCCACCAGGUGAUCUUCGUGCCUGCCUAUCCACCGCCCAGUGACCCGGAGGUCUAUCCCACUGAAGGCCCCGUCUGGCAGCCAGAGCCCAUUCAGCCAACUGAGCCUGUGAUUCCCUUCCCAGGUGGCGGCCCUUGGCGCCCCAUUCCAGGCGGUGCAGGCGACAUUGUGGGAGGUCCUUUCGGCUGGCCCAUGGGGAUCUUCAAGGAGAAUGUGACGGAGCCAGUGCAGAAGGGGCGGGUGGAGGAGAGCAAGGCCGGUGGUCACCGGAUGCUGCGGGGCACGGUGCACAUUUGA